AUGGGACUCCAGAUGAGGCACAGGCGAGAGGGGACAGAGGAUGCCUCAGCCCUGGACAGAAUCAGCAACGAGGCAGGAAUGAGGAAAGACUGGCUCUGGGCCCCAGAGGAGUCCCCGGGGGCCACUUCUCCUACACAGCACAAGGACCAGGAGGGGCAGGUGGGCACCUCCCCCACGCACUGUGCAGUCUCCUUUAGGGCACGGAUGCUCGGGAAAGGCAGCUCGGCUAGGUGGGGGUGCUGGAGCCAAACCAGGCUGGCAUCCCAGCGGCUCCCUGCCCCCAAUGCCUCUGGUUCCUCGCCUAUAAACCAGGGGAGGGGCUGUGGCUACUCAGCUCCCUACAGGAUGUGUGUGGCUGGGGGAACAGAGAAUGGGCGCCCCCACUCCCCCCCACCCCCGGCCCCGCGCUCACUGCUCCGCCCAGCACCCCUGUGCCAAGCGCACGCGGCAGCCAGCCGGCCCGUUGGGGCUGCUCUCACGGAGAGGCCGAUCAAUGAACGCACAGCGCCUGGCACGGAGCCCGCCUGCCCAGCACAUGGUCGUGCUCGAGCUCAGCGAACAUCCGCUAUAGCAGGCCUCGCGGAUAACCGGGGGAUGUGGGCAGGGGGUAAGGGGCAUCAGAGCCAGGCAUCCUGCCGGUGUCCCCCCAUCCGGGGGGCCCAUCCAACACUCAGGACUCCACCCGCUGGUCACACAGAGCGCUGGCAGCAGAGCCGGGUUCUGUGGGGGACCCCUCCCGGGCGCAAGGCAGGUCUGGAAACUCCAGUCAGCCUCUGCCUUCCCCUCCAGCUCAAGGAAGAACAUGGCCAAGUUUCUGGAAUGUCCCUCUCAGGUCUGCAAGAGAGCCCCCCCCUCCUCCCCCACUGCCUGGGAUUCCUUAUUCACAUGCCCCCUGGAGGGGAUCACGAGCACUGA
Molecule: messenger RNA, 915 nt
Organism: Mustela erminea (ermine)
Lineage: Eukaryota; Metazoa; Chordata; Mammalia; Carnivora; Mustelidae
Source: RefSeq, a predicted model, not a curated record